Molecule: messenger RNA, 3339 nt
Organism: Artibeus jamaicensis (Jamaican fruit-eating bat)
Lineage: Eukaryota; Metazoa; Chordata; Mammalia; Chiroptera; Phyllostomidae
Gene: TSPAN5
Product: tetraspanin 5
Exons: 8
Coding region: 435-1241 (268 amino acids)
Biological process (GO): protein maturation; regulation of vascular endothelial growth factor signaling pathway; protein localization to plasma membrane
Cellular component (GO): membrane
Source: RefSeq, a predicted model, not a curated record
GAGGCGGGCGGAGCGAGGAGUGGGAGGGCGCGCUCCAGCCGGCGGGCAGGCGAGUAGCGUCCCCUCCAGCAUCUGCCGUGGCCGCGUUUGCCUGAAGCCCGUAGACUUACGGACGGAGAGAUCGCCUGGCCGAGGGACGCGGGCGCUCGCCUGGUGCUCGGGGUCAGCUUCGACAAGGCUCCGGGCUUGCAGCGCGCGGGUUCCCUGCCUGUUCGCGGCCACCCCGGCUCCGGCGGCCUCGGGGUGCCAGGGGCUGGAGGUACGGGAGCCGCUCUCCGCCGGUCGGACCCCGCGUGGAUCAGCUUGAGCCGCCACGCCGCGGCCCCCCGAGCAGCGUCUCCGAGCCCCUGCUUCCUGCCGGGCUGCUCCGAGCACCAGUGCUCCGGGGCUCCAAACUCGGGCUGCCGGGACAAGUGUCUUCAUGAACCCAGAGGAUGUCCGGGAAGCACUACAAGGGUCCUGAAGUCAGUUGUUGCAUCAAAUAUUUCAUAUUUGGCUUCAAUGUCAUAUUUUGGUUUUUGGGAAUAGCCUUUCUCGGAAUCGGACUGUGGGCGUGGAACGAAAAAGGAGUUCUGUCCAACAUCUCUUCCAUCACCGACCUCGGCGGCUUUGACCCGGUCUGGCUCUUCCUUGUGGUGGGAGGAGUGAUGUUCAUUCUGGGGUUUGCAGGGUGCAUUGGAGCCCUGCGGGAAAACACGUUCCUUCUCAAAUUUUUCUCUGUGUUCCUGGGAAUUAUUUUCUUCCUGGAGCUCACUGCUGGCGUUCUGGCAUUUGUUUUCAAAGACUGGAUCAAAGACCAGCUGUAUUUCUUUAUAAACAACAACAUCAGAGCGUACAGGGAUGACAUUGAUUUGCAAAACCUCAUAGACUUCACCCAGGAAUAUUGGCAGUGCUGUGGGGCUUUUGGAGCUGAUGAUUGGAACCUAAAUAUUUACUUCAAUUGCACAGAUUCCAAUGCAAGUCGGGAGCGAUGCGGCGUGCCCUUCUCCUGCUGUACUAAGGACCCCGCGGAAGAUGUCAUCAACACUCAGUGUGGCUACGACGCCAGGCAGAAACCAGAAGUCGAUCAGCAGAUUGUAAUCUACACGAAAGGCUGCGUGCCCCAGUUUGAGAAGUGGUUGCAGGACAACUUGACCAUCGUGGCCGGUAUAUUCAUAGGCAUUGCGUUGCUGCAGAUUUUUGGGAUCUGCCUGGCCCAGAAUUUGGUCAGCGACAUUGAAGCGGUCAGGGCCAGCUGGUAGAGCAGAGGCCCUGGCACCGCUGCUGCGAGACACUGGACGACCCAGCCUUCCGGGCCCUCCGCGUGCCCAGCCGAAUCCACGCUGCAUGGACCCCGCCACAGCGGCGCCCGCGGUCCUGCCUGUCGGAGCUGCCGAGAACUUGUGGUGGGGGGUGAAGCUGGGAAGUGCUGCUCACUGGCAGAAUUAAAGAAAAAAAAAAAACAGUAUGAAAGUCGUCACGCCGUGAAUCUCUACUGUAGCCAUGAAUUGAUGGAUGGUCGGAUGCUUACCAAAACCAGAAAAAAAAGGGAGGGUGAGGGACACAGGUGUACUUGAGUAUGUGGAAAGCAGCCCCGCCCUCCACGUCAGUACCUGGGAGGCUGGGAGGGGCCCGCUUGGCUCUUCCUCCCACGGCGAAGGGACUGCCUUCUGUUCCACGGCCCGAGGAAGGGCGCCUUUUCCAAAACCCAGCCCCUUUCCUGUAGUGCGGGGGGCUGGCCUCCCUCUGCUCUCCAACUCAAGGAAUUGUGACAACUCUCAUCCCAAGAAGAAAGCAGCUUGUCUUUAAGGUCAGACUUGGUGACCACAGUAACUGGCGGGGAGGGGGCACAUUCGGUGUCGGUCUAAGAGAAGUUGUGUAUUUCCCACACUCUGAGCAAGGACGUGGGAACACUCCGUGAUGCUGAGUGUUAGCAGGACAGCUCUUUUUUCUAAGUAGGCCUGUGCUUUAUUGAUUAGUGAGAUCCAAGAAGAGAAUGAAGUUCACGAUGGGGUAUUAAAUACUCCCUCCCCCCAGCACACCAAAUUAGGCGUUGGAUUCUUUGGAAAUUCUGGAAUACUUUGGGGUUUCGGCUUUUUAAAAUUUUUUGGGGGGGUCUCCCAAAAGGGAAAGCGACAGUUUCUCUUAAAUUCUGAAGUGUUUCUUCACAGGCUCGAAUAUUAAUUUCUUUGUGUAAUCUUCUUGCAUGACCUGUGAAUCUGAACCCACCAGGUACUCUUUCUGCCAUCUUUCCCACACCAUUUAUAGAUGGGAUUUGGCCGGCAUGUACCCGAUGGGUUCGUGGACUUGGGAGGCACGGCGAGUCCUCCCUGGCUGGGGAGGGACCGGCUGGGCUAUCGCAGAUGCCUCCCUGGACUCAGCUGCCCCUUAAUCGUUUACGGUGGUCUUGGUCUCUUCUGCACCCUGUCCCUCCUUCUCGUCGAAUGGAAUCGAACCCCAUCCCAAAACAACGUGGGCACAAUCAGAAAGCCUCUAGUGGGUUUUUUUCUUCUGGUUUUAAUUUUCUUUUAUUAAAAGAAAAUAAGAGUGCAGGGGCAGAACUUCUUCUGUUCUCUUAGUGCAGACUAGCCGUCAGGAUGGUGACGAAGCACAAACACCAUGGAGGAGAGGACGUCGAUGGGACAAGCGCUCUGGGUCACUGGUGGGAAACCACCUCCAGGCGCUGCCGCCCACCCUGCCCCAGUGGGCGGGGUGAGCUUUGCACCCAGACUGUAAUCCAGCCAUUGUCUGCCAGGAUGGCACUCUCCCAGGGCAGCAGACAGUGGUCUGUGGAAGGCUGGGAAAACCACAGGCGUAUUUCAUGGUGAAGACACAUUUGCCAACACAUUACUGGGCAGCCAGUUGUCAUACUUUGUGAAAAUUUAGCAAGUGUUCCAUCUCAGCCCCAUGUUGCUUCCCUGGGGCAGAUGAAUGUGCCAGUCCGCUCAGAGAAAGGACAACAUUCUUUGGAAACCUGGUCUCCAGAGUUUGGGUGUCUAUGACUCCGCAUGUGUGUGUGUCUCUGUCUGUGUAAUUAGAAGUGUUCACUCCAUCCUUCAGCUGUAAGGUUGUGUUCCUCCCUCUCCGCCCGCCGCAGCUGUCCUGCCGUGCCCUGCCAGCACGGGCGAGGCCCUCGCUCUCUGACGGGCACUUUGGUCUUUUCUGUUUAGUACCUCACUCUCCAGGGAGCUCCAUCUGACCCGCUGACUCAGAACCAGGCAAGAUUCCCACCCUUUGGCACAUCCAAGUGGCCAAGUGGAAGGCCAAGUGAGUUUAAAAUUUUAAUGAAUCACCCUUUAUUUUUUACACUUGGGAGUGGUUGUAAUAAAGGCUGUCAUUAAUAAACUUGGUUCUACCUUA